Molecule: messenger RNA, 360 nt
Organism: Penicillium diatomitis
Lineage: Eukaryota; Fungi; Ascomycota; Eurotiomycetes; Eurotiales; Aspergillaceae
Exons: 3
Coding region: 1-360 (119 amino acids)
Source: RefSeq, a predicted model, not a curated record
AUGGGCCAAACAACAAGUGGAAACCUCAAUUCGUGGCAACGCUGCGACCAAACAGGUCAAAGUAGUCGCGGCACACCAACUCAAAAGUGCACAACAGCCGAGGCUGCGCAGCUCAAACAAGACAAAGGCUGGAUUAAGGGCCUUGGGCAACGUGCAGAGCUUGUCCUUCCUACCUACGGCGUGCUCGUAGACAAUUACAUAGUGGUCCCAAACGCGGAGAUUUCAUACGUAGGAUGGCUGACUAAAGAGGCCACUCUCAAGCAUGCAUCCUCGAUUGUUGUGGAGUUCAAAGACCCAGAAAAGGCCAAUGCCGUCAUCUAUGCCGGAAUGGCAUGGGAAGGCCAGAUUCAUCAAUGCUAG